ACUUGGCUGUGGGCUGUCUACGGAGCGGCUGGGAGGUUCGAGCUCUGUGCCGGGGGUGGACUGGCGGGCCGGGGAGGCGGAAGCUGCGGGCGUGGGCACCGCGCACGCGUGGGGAGCGGCUCCCUGAUUCAGCGCGCCCGAAGGAGGGUGGCCUCGCGCUGCUCCGCGGGCAGGAUGGGCCUCUCCGCCGCGGCCCUGCUGUGGGGCCUCCCAGGGCUGCUCCUGACCAUCGCCCUGCACCCGGCUCUCUCCCCGUGCCCCGCCCAGGCCUCGGUGCCCGCGCACCGGGACUACUGUGUCCUGGGUGCCGGGCCCGCGGGGCUGCAGAUGGCCUACUUCCUGCAGCGGGCCGGCAGGGACUACGCCGUGUUCGAACGCGCCCCGGGACCGGGCAGCUUCUUCACGCGCUACCCCCGGCACCGCAAGCUGAUCAGCAUCAACAAGCGGUACACAGGCAAGGCCAACGCCGAGUUCAACCUCCGCCAUGACUGGAACUCUCUGCUCAGCCACGACCCCCGGCUGCUCUUCAGACACUACUCCAACGCUUACUUCCCCGAUGCCGGCGACAUGGUGCGCUACCUGGGCGACUUCGCAGACCGGCUGGGGCUCCACGUGCUGUACAACACAACCAUUGCUCACGUCACUCUGAACAAGGAUCAACGGGCCUGGAAUGGCCAUUACUUCAUCCUGACCGACCAGAAGGGACAGGCAUACCAGUGUAGCGUCCUUCUCGUGGCCACCGGCUUGUCAGUCCCCAACCAGGUUGACUUCCCUGGCUCUGAAUACGUGGAUGGUUAUGAGUCCGUGUCCGUGGAUCCCAAGGACUUCGUGGGUCAGAAUGUGCUGAUCCUGGGCCGGGGAAACUCGGCCUUUGAGACGGCGGAGAACAUCUUGGGUGUCACCAACUUUAUCCACAUGCUGAGCCGCUCCCGGGUCCGGCUCUCCUGGGCCACCCACUACGUCGGCGACCUCAGGGCCAUCAACAAUGGCCUGUUGGACACAUACCAACUGAAGUCCCUGGACGGGCUGCUCGAGUCUGACCUGACGGAUCUGGCCAUUGUGAAGGACCACGAGGGCAAGUUCCACGUCACCCUGAAAUUCUUCCUGGAGGAAGGCAACCGGAGUGCCGACGCCGUCCCCCUCCCCCAGGACGAUAACGACAACUUCGCCUUGCGCGUGGCCUACGACCGGGUCAUCCGCUGCCUGGGCUGGAACUUCGACUUCUCCAUUUUCAGCAAGUCCCUCCGACUCUCUGCAGGGGGUGAGCUCAGCAAGAAGUACCCCCUGGUCAAAGCCAGCUAUGAGUCCAAAGGGAGCCGGGGCCUCUUUGUCCUGGGGACUGCCAGCCACUCCGUGGAUUACCGGGAAUCUGCUGGGGGCUUCAUCCAUGGAUUCCGAUACACAGUGCGUGCCGUCCACCGGCUGCUGGAGCAGCGUCAUCACGGCGUCACCUGGCCCUCCACCCAGCACCCCAUCACGCAGCUGGCCAGUGCCAUCAUCCGGCGCGUCAACGAGGCUUCUGGGCUCUACCAGAUGUUCAGUGUGCUGGCCGACGUGGUCCUGUUGAAGGAGAAUGCCACUGCUUUUGAGUACCUGGAGGAGUUCCCCAUGCAGAUGCUGGCCCAGCUGGAGACAAUCACAGGAAGAAGGGCCAGGCACGGGCUCUUCGUCAUCAAUAUGGAGUACGGCCGGAACUUCUCUGGGCCCGACAAGGACGUCUUCUUUUAUGACCGCUCUGUGGGGCACACGGAAGACGCCUGGCUGUCUAACUUCCUCCAUCCUGUCAUCUACUACUACAGGCACCUCCCCACUGAGCAGGAGGUGAGGUUCCGCCCCGCAGGCUGGCCUCUGCCGCGGCCCACGGCCAUCCACCACAUCGUGGAAGAUUUCCUGACGGACUGGACGGCCCCGGUGGGGCACAUUCUGCCCCUGAGGCGCUUCCUGGAGAACUGCUUGGACACCGAUCUCCGGAGCUUCUAUGCAGAGUCCUGUUUCCUGUUCGCCCUAACACGCCAGAAGCUGCCACCCUUUUGCCAGCAGGGGUACCUGAGAACACAGGGGCUCGUGGGAACCGAGAGCCUCCGCCAGCGCGGCGUGGAGAGUGGGCUCCUGUGGGACUAUGCCACUGUGGGCCGGGGGGACAGCGGCCAGCAACCUGGCGACCACGGGCCAGGACAGCACCCUCUGGCUCCAGGGCCUCCGGUCUCGCCCUUCGACAGCAACAAAGAGGAGCUCUGAUGGCCAGGCUUCUCCUGCCCAGGCCCACAGUCAACCCUGCUCUUUCCCCACGGUGCAGUGCUCCCACCGACGUGAUUGCCGGAGACACCUCAGAUCAUCUCAGUGACCGCACCAAAGCCACACGGAGGGCACGUAAGGGCUGAAGGGCGGCCACUCGGUGGUCUCCCCUCCUGUUCGGUUCAGGGGUGCCUGGGAAGUGGGGUCCAGGGAAAGCAUCUUCUGCCAGAUGGAAGGGAGCUGCCUUCCACACCGGACUUGUCUGCAAAUGAGCUGUCACGGAGCACCAGGCUGGCCUCAGUUCUGUCCCCAUCAAGUGCCCAGUGGUUCCUUUUCCUUCCAGUUGUCGACUUAAAAAAUAUUCACAACCUAAAAGUUGAGAGUUAUGUUUUAUUCAGCGGGAAUUUUUAAGACUUCAAACCCAGGAGGCAGCAUCUCAAAUAACCCUGAAAGAACUGCUCCGAGGAGGUGAGGGGGGAGCCAGGUUAUAUAGAA
Balaenoptera musculus (blue whale) is the source of this 2730-nucleotide messenger RNA. RefSeq names its product FAD dependent oxidoreductase domain containing 2 (gene FOXRED2). The transcript is spliced from 9 exons. Bases 175 to 2238 code for a protein of 687 amino acids. Lineage: Eukaryota; Metazoa; Chordata; Mammalia; Artiodactyla; Balaenopteridae. The record is from RefSeq and is a predicted model, not a curated record. Gene Ontology annotation, molecular function: monooxygenase activity; flavin adenine dinucleotide binding.